CACGUUGGUUUAAUUUUUUAAGUGAAUCAUACAUAUAAAGGAAGUUAUAUGUGUGUGUAUAUGACUGUGUGGGGUUAUUGUAUUGGCCUGUCGGUUAUUAUUCGAGCGUGAGGCGGAUUUCAGCACCGGGAGCUGUCCGACACAUCCGGAUGAUGCCGCGUAAACCGACGAUGCUGAGCUCGAUCUGCUGAAAUCCUCUCUCUCUCUUUCUCUCUCUCUCUCUCUCUCUCUCUCUCUCUCUCCUCUUCUCUCCCUCCUCGCUCCUCUCCUCCACACGCACAAAACGCUCUGUCAUGGCGUCUUCCAACAAUGUUACCCCCACCAACUGUAGCUGGUGGCCCAUCUCAGCCAUGGAUGAAGACGGCAAAAUCACAGACGGGGAGGAGUGCGAAGAACCGACGACGGAGCCCACCAAACCCUUCAACAAAGACAGGCUGGUUUUGUACCACUGGACGCAAUCGUUCACCUCCCAAAAGGUACGUCUUGUCAUAAACGAGAAGGGUCUGGUCUGCGAGGAGAGGGAUGUGAGCUUGCCCCUGCAGGAGCACAAGGAGCCCUGGUUCAUGAGGCUGAACCUGGGAGAGGAGGUUCCCGUCUUCCUCCACGGGGAGACCAUCAUCAGUGACUACAACCAGAUUAUAGACUAUCUGGAGAAAACCUUUGUGGGAGAAACGGUGUCUCAGCUGGUUCCUGACGCAGAAUCACCUGUCCACGAGCGCGUGCAGCAGUACCGUCAACUACUCGACGGUCUGCCCAUGGACGCUUACACACACGGCUGCAUCCUCCAUCCAGAGCUCACCACUGACUCCAUGAUCCCAAAGUACGCCACUGCAGAAAUACGGAGACACCUUGCCAAUGCUGCGACAGAGUUGAUGAAGUUGGACCACGAGGAGCCUCAGCUGACAGAACCGUACCUGUCCAAGCAGAAGAAACUCAUGGCAAAAAUUUUGGACCACGAUAAUGUGAAUUACCUUAAGAAAAUUCUGGGGGAGUUAGCGAUGGUACUAGAUCAAGUGGAGGCUGAACUGGAGAAAAGAAAACUAGAGUAUCAAGGUCAGAAGUGUGAGCUGUGGCUAUGUGCACCUGAAUUUACACUAGCGGAUGUCUGCCUCGGAGCCUUGUUGCACAGGCUCAAGUUCUUGGGACUUUCUAAGAAAUACUGGGAGGACGGCAGCCGACCCAACCUGCAGUCCUUUUUUGUGCGUGUGCAAAAACGCUACGCUUUCCGCAAGGUCUUGGGCGACAUCCACACGACGCUCCUGUCGGCGGUCCUACCCAACGCCUUCCGGAUGGUAAAAAAGAAGCCACCGUCCUUCUUCGGGGCCUCUUUUCUCAUGGGCUCCCUGGGAGGGAUGGGCUACUUUGCCUACUGGUUUUUAAAAAAGAAAUACAUGUAGUGAAUGCCCUCUUGUUGUGUUAAAUGUCUGUGUAUUUGUGUGAUGUUUCAACUUUUCUGUAAUGUUUUAUGACUGCAGGAAAACAUAAUGAAUCUAUAUAGAGAACACUAUUACUUACCUGGGUGAACAAAGAAUAUUAAAACAUUCCAUAAUAAGAAAUCCUUGACAGCACAUUUUCUGGGAAUCAAGGCCUUCAUCCACUUUCAUUUUCUGGCAACUUGCAGCUCUCAGUGUCGGCAAGUCCUUGUUUUAACUUAAGUUGGAGGCAUGCAUCAGGUCCACUUUUACUGAAAACUUUUAAGUAGAAACCCAGAAAUGUUAAACACAGUAACACCAACAGGGGUUAACUGACCUUCGCAUGCCACUAUUAUAGUCAUUACUCAUCGUACCUGCUCCUCACUCCUCCCAUCAGCCUGAGGUUUAACCAGUAAAACCGCAGGAACACGUUCAUGACAAAAACUCUCUGAAAAGUGCUGUGCUGCCAGAAACUGCCAAUUAUAACCAUGAAAGGAUGGAGGCAAACUGUAAGGGAGUAGUUUGACAUUUUCGGGAAAUUAUUCUCCUCACUUUUUGCAGAGACUUGCAUCUUUGAGUUGAUACCAUCUCAAUUUCUGUCCUUUUUUAAAUGAAGCUACAACCAGGGGAUGGUUAGCUUAGCUGAGGAAAAAGACUGGAAUCAGGGGCGAUACCUUACCUGGCUCUGCUUAUCGCUGCCUAGCUGCAUAAGUUUGCUAAAAAUGAAGCUUGAGUUGCAUUGUAGCAUUUUACAACUGCAGAAUAAAUCAGAAUCUAACAGUAAUCUGCUGACUGCAACCAAUUAAUGUCCAUUCAGGGCUACUGUAGAAGAAAUGGCUGUCAAACAUUACAUGCUCCAAGACAGAUGACUCACUCCCUCUGUAGAUAUUAAGGGCUUAUUCUAAGGACACAAUAUACAGUUUGUUAUAAAACACAUGUGAAGAUAUACUUUGGUAAAGUUUCAGAAAUAACUGAAUAUAUGGGCUGGCUGCUCUUUUGAUUUCCCCCCUUCAAAGCAGCAUAUACGUGUAGCUAGGCUAACAUAGCUGAGAACAACACAAUGAGUCUCUCUCAUAAAAUAGCAACUUUAUACUCAAAAUAUUACAACUUGAUCCUCCGAUGACUUUACUAAUGUAAUAUUAAGGCUUAAUUCUCUUAAUACUUUGUCUGUUCUAAUGACUCGUAAUAAGUAUUCUUCACAUUUUACAAACUGAGAAAGGAGAUUAAAACUACUACGCAUGUUUGCAUCUUGGAAAAAGAGCUGCAAGAGAAGCACCACAACGUGAAAGUAACAAUUUGUUAGGGUCUGUGGUUUAAGACUUGACCCCUUAAUCUGACCCCGAUUGGGAGCACAUAACCCUCAUUUAAAAA
Messenger RNA from Labrus bergylta (ballan wrasse), 2783 nucleotides. It is a transcript of the gene gdap1l1, whose product is annotated as ganglioside induced differentiation associated protein 1-like 1. The record is from RefSeq and is a predicted model, not a curated record. NCBI's taxonomy places the organism in Eukaryota, Metazoa, Chordata, Actinopteri, Labriformes, Labridae.